Messenger RNA from Morus notabilis, 2124 nucleotides. Its product is annotated as gibberellin receptor GID1B. The transcript has 2 exons. Bases 508 to 1545 code for a protein of 345 amino acids. Gene Ontology annotation, molecular function: hydrolase activity; gibberellin binding. NCBI's taxonomy places the organism in Eukaryota, Viridiplantae, Streptophyta, Magnoliopsida, Rosales, Moraceae. Gene Ontology annotation, cellular component: nucleus; cytoplasm. The record is from RefSeq and is a predicted model, not a curated record. Gene Ontology annotation, biological process: positive regulation of gibberellic acid mediated signaling pathway; floral organ morphogenesis; raffinose family oligosaccharide biosynthetic process.
CUCUGUUUUUUUUUUUUCCCCCUUCUCUCUCUAUUUCUCUAUCUGCGUGGUGUCUGAGCGAGGGCUGCUCUUCUGUUCCCCCUUGUUCCAGAGAGAAGAAGUGUCUCUUCCUGGUUCGGUAACCCCAAAACUAGGAAUCAAUCCAAUAGCCUAAAGCAACUUGUACAAAUUUCAUAGACAUAGAUAUUGAUAUUGAUAUAGAUAUAGAUAUAGAUAGAUAUAUAUAGAGAGAGAGAAAUAAAUAAGGAAGAGAGAAGAACACCACACGCCUUCCCCCAGUUCAGUCCACAAGACAGACCUACUUUUGCGCUAAUUUCUUCUUCCUUCGCAUUUCUCUUCUUUAAUAAUUCUCUCUCGUCACUCACGUACGAGAGAACUGAGCUGAGCUGAGCUGAGUUUAAACUCUUAAGCAGGGCAAUGAACGCCGUAUAGCGUCUCUCUCUCUAUCCCUGUUUCUCUCUCUAAAUUCGGGGUUUUGUGAAUCUUCCUUCUUCUGAAGCGACUCUCAUGGCCGGUGAUAAUGAAGUCAACCUCAGUGAAUCCAAGAGAGUAGUUCCUCUCAACACGUGGGUACUAAUCUCCAACUUCAAGUUGGCUUACAAUCUCCUCCGCCGCUCCGACGGAACCUUCAACCGUGACUUGGCCGAGUUCCUCGACCGGAAAGUCCCCGCCAACACGAUUCCCGUCGACGGCGUCUUCUCAUUCGACCACGUCGACCGCUCCACGGGGCUGCUCAACCGGGUCUACCAGCCGGCCCCGGAGAACGAGUCCCAAUGGGGAAUUGUCGACCUCGAAAAGCCCCUCCACACCGUCAAGAUCGUCCCCGUCAUACUCUUCUUCCACGGCGGCAGCUUCACCCACUCCUCCGCCAACAGUGCCAUCUACGACACCUUCUGCCGCCGCCUCGCCUGCAUUUGCGGGGCGGUCGUCGUCUCCGUGAAUUACCGUCGAUCGCCCGAGCACCGGUACCCCUGCGCCUACGACGACGGCUGGGCCGCCCUCAAGUGGGUCACCACAAGAAGUUGGCUGCGGAGCGGGGAGGAUUCUAAGGUCCACGUUUACUUGGCGGGUGAUAGUUCCGGUGGCAACAUUGCCCACCAUGUCGCGGCCAGGGCCGCGGAGUCGGAUGAGGUGCAAGUCCUCGGGAACAUACUUCUUCAUCCGAUGUUUGGCGGCGAAAAGAGGACGGAGUCUGAGAAGAGAUUGGACGGCAAAUAUUUCGUGACAAUUCAGGACAGGGAUUGGUAUUGGAGAGCUUAUCUCCCAGAAGGGGAUGACAGAGACCACCCUGCUUGUAACAUAUUUGGCCCUAGAGGUAAAAACCUUGAAGGGGUUAAGUUUCCCAAGAGUCUUGUUGUUGUGGCUGGAUUGGACCUUGUUCAAGAUUGGCAAUUGGCUUAUGUUGAAGGGCUAAAGAUUUCAGAUCAAGAUGUUAAGCUUCUUUAUCUAAAGCAGGCCACAAUUGGGUUCUACUUCUUGCCAAAUAAUGAACACUUCUAUACUCUAAUGGAGGAGAUUAAGAACUUCGUCAAUUCUAACUGUUAAUACCCAUUACCUUUAACUUUACCCUACAGGCAGCCAUACAUAGUCUCAGGAGUUGAAGAAGAACAAGAAGAAAAAGCAGCUUUGACAUUUCACUUGGGUUUUUUUUGUCCCCCCCCCUAGUUUUACAGUUAUGAUGGUGUGUAGAUGGAUGUAAGAUUGUGUAGUAUUAAUUCUUCUUACUCUUUUUUUUUUUUUUUAUAUAUAUAAUCAAAUUGUGGUGGUGUUUUGAGAGUUUCAGCUGAUCUUGAUCUGGGGAUAAGGCUAAGGUUUCAUCAGCACAGCUUGAAAGGAUCAGAACUUCAUGAAUGGGAUUUGGCAGAACCACCAAGAUUCAUACAUAGAAAGAAAGGACUUUUUUUUACCCUGGAUAACUUUCUGGCCACGAAUGACGAUUGGAUAAAAGGGGUAAAAAAAAAAUUUGGUGGUUUUUUUUUUUGGAUCAGUUUUUAGUAAAUGGAUACAUAUAAGCACUAAUUUCAGGGCAUGAAAUGGAAUUGAUCUCCGUUCUGUUAUGAACUUGUAUGUUAUACGUUGUGUUCUAGAGUUAAUAUAUAAAAGAUCUUUUGGUUUUUUUCUUAA